Spathaspora passalidarum NRRL Y-27907 is the source of this 1380-nucleotide messenger RNA. RefSeq lists its product as uncharacterized. Gene Ontology annotation, molecular function: sulfite transmembrane transporter activity. Lineage: Eukaryota; Fungi; Ascomycota; Pichiomycetes; Serinales; Debaryomycetaceae. The coding region runs from base 33 to 1346 and encodes 437 amino acids. The record is from RefSeq and is a predicted model, not a curated record. Gene Ontology annotation, biological process: transmembrane transport; sulfite transmembrane transport. The transcript has a single exon. Gene Ontology annotation, cellular component: plasma membrane.
CCUUACUUUAUCCUUAUGUAGGCCCGCGAACUAUGCCAAUGGAUUUCGAUGACACUAUGAAAAUGGUAACUAGUGAUAGCGUAAAUAGUAAUACUAGUUCAGAAUCUUCAGAAUCUGCAGAUUCUGCCAUUGUGGGAUCCACAUUAACCGAUAGGUCGGUGUAUAUAACCACAUGGAGGGAGUUCCUAAAGUACGAACUAAUUGAUCAAUUCUCACCAGUUUAUUUUGUGGGGUUCUUAGGAUGUGGAAUCACCGGCAAUAUACUUUACGAAUUCCCCUAUCCUGCCAAAUGGCUCCAAAUUUGUGGGAUUAUCAUGCACUGUCUCACAUUAGUGUUGUUUCUUGCAACUACAGCAUUAUUAGUGCUAAGUUGUUGGCACUACCCUGAGAGAAUCACCCGUUAUCAUUACGACCCCAGUGUAUCUAUAUUCAUGGGUGUAUAUUCCAUGGGGUUUACCACGAUUGUUAAUGGUGUGCACUAUUUACUCAAUGGUAAAUAUCCAAUUUUUGUGUGGGUACUAUGGUGGAUAGGUGUAUUCAUGGCAGUAUAUAAUGCCACUUUCAUAUUCUACUUUUCGUUCUUGUCCAAGUUGAACGAACACAAGUUGAAAGACAUGAAUUCUACGAUAUUCUUGCCGAUAGUGUGUCCUUGUGUGGUAUCAUCUUCAGGGAACUUGGUUGCCAUGACGUUAACCAACCCCAAUCACAGAGUAGUAACUUCAAUUGCAUCAUUCAUGUUACUUUGUGUUUCAUUAGUGCUUUACCAUGGCCUUGGUGCCAUAUAUAUGGCCAGGUUAGUACUUGUCAAGAUUCCUGACACGUACCAAAUAUUUACUAUGUUCUUGCCAAUUGGGUUCUUGGGUCAAAGCAGUUAUAGUAUAAUGUUAUUUGGAACAAACAUGUAUGACUUCAUCCCCGAUAAGACUCUCGCUAGUUCGUUGUUUUUUCCAUGCGCCUUGUUUGCCAUGUGUUUAUUGGCAGGUGGGUAUAUCUUUACAUUCCUUGCCAUAAUCUCUACUUUGUCCAAGAUCAAACCAUUUGCCAGGAACUUAAACCCCGAGAUUACCGGGUAUGGUUUGAUCAAAUGGAACAAAGGAUAUUGGACAAUGACUUUCCCCUUGGGUACUAUGUCUUUAGGUAAUAUAGAAAUCUCAAGAAGCAUAGGAUUGAUACCUGGUGGGUUUGAAUUGAAGUUCUUUAAGGUGUUUAGUUGUAUGUUUAGUGUGGCGGUGGUUAUUAUUUGUUUGAUUAAUUUGGUGGGAAUGGCUGAUCAUAUUUGGCGAACUGUUAGGAAAACACUCUACCAACAACAUCUGAGGGUAGUUAUUGAGGUGGAUAAAGUAUAGUAGUUUUAAUAAUUAAUAGAAUCCAUAAUUGCUG